Molecule: messenger RNA, 3175 nt
Organism: Solea solea (common sole)
Lineage: Eukaryota; Metazoa; Chordata; Actinopteri; Pleuronectiformes; Soleidae
Product: beta-1,3-N-acetylglucosaminyltransferase lunatic fringe-like
Exons: 8
Coding region: 108-1178 (356 amino acids)
Biological process (GO): pattern specification process; regulation of Notch signaling pathway
Cellular component (GO): Golgi membrane
Molecular function (GO): O-fucosylpeptide 3-beta-N-acetylglucosaminyltransferase activity
Source: RefSeq, a predicted model, not a curated record
UCUGCAGGAGAUCAGUGUGACUUCUGAGUGACUGUGUGUGGGAAUGUCGUGGCCCGGACUGUGUGUCUGUCAAUGAACGGAGCUGUGAGUCCAUCCACACUGUCACGAUGUGGAGACCCACGCUCACGCUGGCCCCAGCGGCGGGACUCGGACCCCGCGCUGCUGCUGCUGCCGCCGUCACCUGCCUGCUCGUGACCGGGAUGCUCUUCUUUACUGUGGGUCACCCGAGCAGCGGAGAGCCGGGGGAGCGUCCAGCUGAGGACGGGAGCGGGAAAGCUUUCUCCGCGUAUUUCAGGAAACUGACCAGGGAGAGGAGAGCAAUGAGCGGCCCCCCGCGGAGCAGUGCUCCCCCCGGGCCCGUGGAGCGUCUGACCCCCGCUGACCUGUUCAUCGGAGUAAAAACAACCGGCAGGUAUCACCGGCAGAGACUGGAGCUGCUGCUGGACACCUGGAUCUCCAGAAACACGCACCAGACGUAUGUGUUCACUGAUGGAGAGGACAAAGACCUGAGGAAAAGGAUGGGAGAUCACCUGAUCAAUACUAACUGUUCAGCGGCACACAAUCGUCAGGCCCUGUCCUGUAAAAUGGCUCUGGAGUACGACACAUUUAUCGCCUCUGGAAAGAAGUGGUUCUGUCACGUGGACGAUGAUAACUACGUGAACGUGGUGUCCCUCCUGAAGCUCUUGUCUCAGUACAGUCACACAGAGGACGUUUACAUCGGCCGGCCGAGCCUCGAACGCCCGAUAGAGGCCACGGAGAAGCUCGGCACCGCUGAGAUGAGGCAGGUGCGUUUCUGGUUCGCCACAGGCGGAGCAGGGUUCUGUCUGAGCCGUGGCCUCGCUCUCAAGAUGAAACCCUGGGCGAGUGACGGCACUUUCAUGACAACAGCUGAGCUCAUUCGCCUCCCCGACGACUGCACUGUGGGCUACAUCGUGGAGGCGCUGCUCGGUGUCAGCCUCAUCCGGUCAGCUCUGUUCCACUCUCACCUGGAGAACCUGGGACUGGUGUCAGACAUACACAGCCAGGUUACCCUCAGCUACGGCACUGUGGAAAACAACAGAAACACUGUCAAUGUGAAAGGCCCGUUGUCCCUUAAUGAAGACCCUACGAGGUUCAGGUCUGUCCAUUGUCUGUUGUACCCAGACACUCCUUGGUGUCCCAGCCCCUGGCGACAUUAACAGCCAUCCAGAGACAGAGUCAGCGUUUGAAAGGAAGGAUAAAGAGAUGAAGUCCCACUGCUGCCCUUCGCUGACUCUUCAAGUACUGUUGCAUUACUUUGACCCUGAACUCCUGGGUUGACCUUGUGGUGAAUUGUUCCUUCGUGUGACUUAAAGCUGAGGCUGUCACAGCUGCCUAAUCUCAUUGUUCAGCUUCAGUUGUCCUUGUCCCGUCAGCUUCGACUGCGUUCUGUGUUUUAUUUUUGCCCAUCGUUUUAUCAGGUAUAAUAACUUCUCUGCUGAGAGGCGGGAACACGGCACCUAAACAUGUGACUGGGCAAUCGGCAUGAUCGCAACGACUAAGAUCUACCGUGUUGAUCCAUUUCAAAUGUGCAGGCAGAGGAUUUUUUAAAAUGAGAUAAUAUAAGCUGUUUGAUUUAUUAUUACGAUAAGAACUAAAACGUGCUCUGAGAGCACAUACAUACAAGAACACUUAAACGCUAAUAUUAAUGAGAGUUUGAGGGGAAAACAAUCCUGUAUCCACCUUCUCAAUUUAAUCUGCUCCAUCAUUUGAUAGGUUUGAUUUUGGGUCAAGGGUGUAGUGGUUAGUCCCUGUGAUGGAGUGGCAACCUGUCCAGGGUGUGCCCCGCCUUUUGCCCUUUGUCAGCUGGGAUUGGCACCAGCAACCCUCAUGUGGAGGAUAAAGCAGUAGAAGAUGAUUGAGUGAUGCCUCACCCCUCUACAAAAUGUCAGGGAAAUCAGAUUUGAGGAUUUCAAACGAGGAAGACAAAUGGCACCAAACACAAAAAAAACUCGUUGGUGGAGUUGAAACUAAUACAAUGAGACAAAGGUUGUAAUGAACAGGGAUUAUUCAAGUUGAAGUAAAUGGACUUUAAGUCCAGCAUUAAGUCAGAAACAAAAUGAAAGGAGAUAGAUUUAAGUUAAUCUCUCUUGUCUUGGCACCUGUUCCCCCCCCACACACACACACACACAUGUUUUUUUCACAUGUUCAUUGUUCCCCUCUCUUGUUCCUCAGCUGAAUGUCAGUGAAUAUUGUUCUGCUUUUUCACCUCCUCACGCUCCGGUGUUGACAGCAGUUGAGUCGGUGCAUGUGGCUGCAGCUGUGACGCAAACACAGAAGCACGGAUGUAUCUGAAGUUUUUAUCUCAUCAGUGUUCAGUAUUAUCCUCCCUCUGAAGUAUGAUAUCGUAACUCUAUGACUGAGCACUUUCAUUUCUGCUGAUUGCAGACCAUGUUUUGAUAAAAGAACACACAGGUCGACAAAGGAAAUGUGCUUAUUUUGCUUCUUGUUUUUUGUUUUUUUUACAGAGAGCUAGUUAAAAUAUAAACACCGCUCACGUCUGAGUGCUGCCCCCUCUGGUCAAAAUAACUCACAUUUACACAUAUAAAAGUGGGUGUCUAAAUGAAUGCUACCCACUGAAGUCCGCCCCCAGUGGUAGCUGCAACAACUGCAAGUGGAUAUCCCCCCCCCUGAAAAACCCUCUCUCUCACUCUGAAAUCUCAUGAGAUUUGAGAACGGGACUUGUUGAGCGAAACAUGUGUAAUGUUGCCAAAAAAUACUGUCACAGUUUGGUAAAAAAUUCAGACUUACCAUAGUCACCUUAAAAUAAAUGUUCAUUAAUCAGAUUUGGAGGCACAGUAUUCAUGCUAGAUUAAGCUUAUAAGCACAUUUCCUAAAACUUCCUUUAAAUGCUCUGUGUGGACCAUGGAUAUCACCUGUAUUUAUCCAUUUACAGUUAGAUGACUGAUGUUUUUUGAAGGUUACAGUCGUGUAAAAAGGACAUUUGCCCCCUUUUAUUGAGAACUGACUCAUGUUGAGUCGUCUUCUGUAUUUUCUGUGCAUUGGAAGCAGCUGAUGUUGUAACUGAAUGAAGGUUAUUGAGUUAAAUAUUCAGUCCCAUGUUAAAUGAAUGUAUAUGAUGAUUUAUGUGCUCUCUCCAGUAUCUGGACCGUCUGAAGACGUUAUGGCUGAAGUCAAUAAAGUUUUUGGUCAAAUA